This is a messenger RNA of Owenia fusiformis, 1689 nucleotides long. NCBI's taxonomy places the organism in Eukaryota, Metazoa, Annelida, Polychaeta, Sabellida, Oweniidae. The record is from the annotation of a GenBank genome assembly.
GGCCUUUAUGUGUUGAAUCAUAAAAAUUUCACUUCUAGUUCAAACUGAAAUAUGCACCAAUUGUCAUUUUAUUUCCCCUACUGCUAAAAUUAACAGCCUUUAAUUGGUUAAUUGGUUAUCUGCUAAUGUUGCAUCCCAUUUAUCACUUUAAUUCAACAGUCUCCUCCUGCUGUAAUGCUCCUGUACACAUGAUCCCUCCUGUACACAUGAUCAAUCCCAUAUACAUGGUCACUCCAGUUCCCAUGAUCACUCCUGUACACAUGAUCACUCCUGUACACAUGAUCACUCCUGUUCCCAUGAUCACUCCUGUACACAUGAUCACUCCUGUUCCCAUGAUCACUCCUGUACACAUGAUCACUCCUGUACACAUGAUCACUCCUGUACACACGAUCAAUCCUGUACACAUGAUCACUCCUGUACACAUGAACACUCCAGUUCCCAUGAUCACUCCUGUACACAUAAUCACUCCUGUAAACAUGAUCACUCCUGUACACAUGAUCACUCCUGUUCCCAUGAUCACUCCUGUACACAUGAUCACUCCUGUUCCCAUGAUCACUCCUGUACACAUGAUCACUCCUGUACACAUGAUCACUCCUGUACACACGAUCACUCCUGUACACAUGAUCACUCCUGUACACAUGAUCACUCCUGUUCACACGAUCACUCCUGUUCACAUGAUCCCUCCUGUACACAUGAUCACUCCUGUUCCCAUGAUCACUCCUGUACACAUGAUCACUCCUGUUCCCAUGAUCACUCCUGUUCCCAUGAUCACUCCAGUUCCCAUGAUCACUCCUGUACACAUGAUCACUCCUGUUCCCAUGAUCACUCCUGUACACAUGAUCACUCCUGUUCCCAUGAUCACUCCUGUACACAUGAUCACUCCUGUACACAUGAUCACUCCUGUACACAUGAUCACUCCUGUACACAUGACGACUCCUGUUCACAUGAACACUCUUGUACACAUGAUCACUCCUGUUCCCAUGAUCACUCCUGUACACAUGAUCAAUCCCAUAUACAUGAUCACUCCAGUUCCCAUGAUCACUCCUGUACACAUGAUCACUCCUGUACACAUGAUCACUCCUGUUCCCAUGAUCACUCCUGUUCACAUGAUCACUCCUGUUCCCAUGAUCACUCCUGUACACAUGAUCACUCCUGUACACAUGAUCACUCCUGUACACAUGCAGUUUUAUUUCUGUUCAAACACGGGUAGGAACAGAUAUUAUGUCACUUUAUAUGUGUCUUUGUUCAAAAAUUGUCUAAAAAUGCCACAUUUUUUGUCACUUCCUGUUUUGUCAUUUCCUGUUAAGUACCACUGCACCUUAAUGCAUACCAUGUUUGGCCUCAUUGUGCUUGUGUACCAUAUACAGAUUCAUUCUGCUUGUGUACCAUUAAUGGCAUUGUUGUGGGCUUGUGGGACUCAAUGAGCUGAAUGUUUACAAUAUUAUGAACUAAUUGUGUUUGAUAUGCACCAUCUAUAUAUUCAUUGUAUUUGAUAUGUACCAUCUAUAGAUUCAUUGUGCUUGAUGUGUACCAUCUAUAGAUUCAUUGUGCUUGAUGUGUACCGUAUAUGGACUCACUAUGUUGCCGCUUAUAUUUAGCUAAAGUUGAGGCCAAUUCUCCCAUCAUUCCUGAAAAUAAGAAAAUUCCAAAAUGCUAGAUAUGGAGAGAAGUAAUUGUGAUGAAAUUGGG